AUGGACCCAGGCGGGGCCGCCAUUUUGGAGUCUUCCCUAAAGAGCUGCUACGGGUUUUCUGCGCCGCUGCCGCCGCUACCCGCGGCCUUGCGGGGCAGGAUGAAUGUGAUAGACCACGUGCGGGACAUGGCGGCCGCAGGGCUGCACUCCAACGUGCGGCUCCUCAGCAGCUUGUUACUUACGAUGAGUAACAACAACCCUGAGCUAUUCUCCCCAUCUCAGAAGUACCAGCUUUUGGUCUAUCAUGCGGAUUCACUCUUCCAUGAUAAGGAAUACCGGAAUGCUGUUAGUAAGUAUACUAUGGCUUUACAGCAGAAGAAGGCUCUGAGUAAGACUGCCAAAGUGAGACCUUCAACAGGCAAUUCUGCGUCUACACCCCAGAGCCAGUGUCUUCCAUCUGAAAUUGAAGUGAAAUACAAAAUGGCUGAAUGCUACACAAUGCUCAAACAAGAUAAAGAUGCCAUUGGUGUACUCGAUGGGAUUCCUUCAAGACAAAGGACUCCCAAAAUAAACAUGAUGCUGGCAAACCUCUACAAAAAGGCCGGCCAGGAGCGCCCUUCCGUCACCAGCUACAAGGAAGUGUUGAGACAGUGUCCUCUGGCUCUUGAUGCCAUUCUAGGUUUGCUGUCCCUUUCUGUAAAGGGAGCAGAGGUGGCCUCGAUGACCAUGAACGUGAUCCAGACCGUGCCCAACUUGGACUGGCUCUCUGUGUGGAUCAAAGCCUAUGCUUUUGUGCACACUGGUGACAACUCAAGAGCAAUCAAUACCAUCUGUUCACUGGAGAAAAAAUCCUUAUUGCGAGAUAAUGUGGACCUGCUGGGAAGCUUAGCAGAUCUGUACUUCCGAGCCGGAGACAAUAAGAACUCUGUCCUCAAGUUUGAACAGGCGCAGAUGUUGGAUCCUUAUUUGAUCAAAGGAAUGGAUGUGUAUGGCUACCUCCUGGCUCGAGAAGGGCGGCUGGAAGACGUGGAAAACCUUGGGUGCCGUCUUUUCAACAUUUCAGAUCAACAUGCAGAACCCUGGGUGGUCUCUGGGUGUCACAGCUUCUACAGCAAACGCUACUCCCGGGCCCUCUAUUUAGGGGCUAAAGCCAUUCAGCUCAACAGUAACAGUGUUCAAGCUUUGCUACUCAAGGGAGCAGCACUUAGGAACAUGGGCAGAGUCCAAGAAGCAAUAAUCCACUUCCGGGAGGCCAUACGGCUUGCACCUUGUCGCUUAGAUUGUUACGAAGGUCUCAUUGAGUGUUACUUAGCCUCUAACAGUAUUCGUGAAGCGAUGGUAAUGGCGAACAACGUUUACAAAACUCUGGGACCCAAUGCACAAACCCUCACUCUUUUAGCCACUGUUUGUCUUGAAGAUCCAGUCACACAAGAGAAAGCCAAAACGUUAUUAGACAAAGCCCUGACCCAGAGGCCAGACUACAUUAAGGCUGUGGUGAAAAAAGCAGAAUUACUUAGCAGAGAACAGAAAUAUGAAGAUGGAAUUGCUUUGCUGAGGAACGCACUAGCGAAUCAGAGUGACUGUGUCUUGCAUCGGAUCCUAGGAGAUUUCCUUGUAGCUGUCAAUGAAUAUCAGGAAGCAAUGGACCAGUAUAGUAUAGCACUAAGUUUGGACCCUAAUGACCAGAAGUCUCUGGAGGGGAUGCAGAAGAUGGAGAAGGAGGAGAGCCCCACGGAUGCCACUCAGGAGGAGGAUGUGGACGACAUGGAAGGAAGUGGGGAAGAAGGGGACCUGGAAGGCAGCGACAGUGAGGCGGCCCAGUGGGCUGAUCAGGAGCAGUGGUUCGGCAUGCAGUGA
Messenger RNA from Chrysochloris asiatica (Cape golden mole), 1797 nucleotides. RefSeq names its product anaphase promoting complex subunit 7 (gene ANAPC7). The coding region runs from base 1 to 1797 and encodes 598 amino acids. Lineage: Eukaryota; Metazoa; Chordata; Mammalia; Afrosoricida; Chrysochloridae. The record is from RefSeq and is a predicted model, not a curated record. Gene Ontology annotation, molecular function: protein binding. Gene Ontology annotation, biological process: cell division. The transcript has 11 exons.